Molecule: messenger RNA, 2286 nt
Organism: Penicillium salamii
Lineage: Eukaryota; Fungi; Ascomycota; Eurotiomycetes; Eurotiales; Aspergillaceae
Source: the annotation of a GenBank genome assembly
AUGUCCUCUUUCGGUCAGCACGGAGCGCAGGAGUUCCGCGCCACCGUGGAAGAUGAUGGGUUGGAAGACUACAGCAUGGUCGACUACCCCGAAGCCGACUACUAUCUGCUCCUAGGUCUAUCGCGCAACCCACCUCCGACCGACGCGGAAAUCCGAUCAGCCUACCGCAGCCUGUCCCUGAGCUUUCAUCCAGAUAAACAACCGUCGCAUCUGCGCCAUGCAGCCGAGAGUCAAUUCAGACACAUCCAAGACGCAUAUGAUACCCUCAUCGAUCCCAAGAAGCGCGUUGUGUACGAUAUAUCCGGCGCUGAAGGUGUGCGGCAGGAAUGGGGUCAACUUGGAGCUAUGGGAAUUGGAGGAGAGGCCCAGAAGCAAGACGUGGGUGUGAAGACGAUGUCGCCAGAUGAAUUCCGACGCUGGUUUCUCAAGACAAUGAAGAAACGAGAGCGACAGGCGAUUGAAAGUCUGGUUUCCAGUAGGGGCGGUAUUACCUUGGGAGUCAAUGCGGCAUCAAUGGUCUCGGUGGAUGAGGAUGAGGAUGUACAGUUCCAUGUUCCUUCGCCGCGAGUGACAACAUAUGGGGUGACAUAUAAUUUCGAUACACCGGUGGCAUUACCCCAGCUUUGGGGAGCAGCAGAGAGGGAUCCGGAUUCACAGGACACAGCGACGGAAUAUAGUGAAGACGGACAGGAGGACGGAUCUCAGGCUGUUCAUAUGACGUUAAGCACAGGUAUAACUGGUGGCUUGGCCCACCCAGUUCAGAAAGCCACAGUCGAAUACGAGGAUGGAACAGAGGGAGAGGAAAGUAUCAAAAUGCCGCCAAUUUUGGCAGCUCAGAACUUCCGACUCGGUGCCUCUUUGAGUCCCAAUGUUCGAAAUUUGGUGGGCACAAAGGGAAUCUGGGCCAAGCAUCCGUUCACACUGCUCAGGGACUCCGCGGUUACAUUUGAAGGUCUCCUUCUGCCUGCACCCUCUUUGAGAACAACCAUCACCCGGAAUUUCGUACCAGUCAGUGGCGUUGCGCCAUUUAAUGUCAGCGUGACCAGCAUACACUCGAGAUCCCUGGAUGAAACGCCACCCUCCUUUGAGGUCCAAGUCUCGAGAGAGCUGUUCAAGAAAAAGAUCGGAGUCAUCUCAUGGUCAAGCGGUGUUGUUAAUUGGCCUGAGUUUCUCCACGGCUGGUUCCCGUCUCUUGGCAUGGGUAUUCAGAGUGCCUUUGCAUCUGCCAACGAGGUCGGCCACCUGCAGAUCGGCUUGAUUGCACCUGCCGCAUCACCUCAGGCUGCAAUGGAAGUCGACGAGGAUGAGGCUGAGACUAGUGGAGACUUCGAGGAUGAUCACCAGCACCCGACCAAAAAACAUCAAGUUGAUCAAUCGGCAGAGGCGUGGGAAAGCCAUCUGCAGGUCUCUCCCGGGGGAGGUGCCCUUGUAUUGAAAUAUUCACGGAAUCUUUUCUCUGGGAAACCCGCUGAUGAUCCAGUCAAGACCGAAUGGAGCUCCGAAGGAUACUUCCCCAUGCCGACAAUGGACGAGGCACGUGCUGUCCGGCUCGAGCUUUCCGCAAUCGCAAGCUUGGAUAUGUCCCUGAGCUGGACCAUUAAAGGUAUUCGUCGGGUUGGCGAGUAUACGCGUCUAGGUCUUGGCGUUGGCAUCGCAGACAAGGGGAUGAUGCUCACCGUAACGUGGCGCCGUCUCGGACAGAACAUCGACAUCCCGAUUCUUAUUUGUCCAGCUAACGAGGCAACAAGCGGUGCCACGGCACUAACAGCUGUAUUCCCCUGGUUAGCCUAUUGUGCCAUUGAGUUUGGCUAUAUCCGCCCUCGCGAUAGAAAGAAGCGUCGACAGGAAGCGGCUCGGCGUCACCGCGAGUUAAAGAAGCUUCUCCCCCAGAAGCGCGAGGAAAGUCUCCAAGCCAUCGAGCUUAUGACAGAGCAAGUACAAAGACGACAAGGUCGCGAAGAAGCACACGAUGGUCUUAUCAUCUUGAAGGCUGAGUAUGGCUACAUACCGCCCGCAAACAAGAAACCCAAGGAUGGAUUCACAGAGCCUCGGGUGACCGACGUCACCAUCCCCGUGGCUGCCCUGGUCAGUCGAGGUCAGUUGGUGAUCUCAAAGAAAUCUAUCAAGUUCCACAUUUUGGGAUUCCAUGACCCUGCACCAUUGCUACCCAAGCGAUUGAAGAUCUGGUAUAGAUUCCAGGGCCGUGAUCAUUAUGUAGAGGCAGGUGAUAAGGAGAAAGUCUCCUGUCCAUUGCGCGCACACCUUGUCUCAAACCCAACAGCAUAA